AUCAAUAGAUACGAGUCCAGCCAGAUUGAAUCAGAGCCACUCCUUGCUUUGGCCAUCAAAGUUUCACGAUUUUACGUUACUUUGGUCGAAACCCUAACCCGGAGAUCAAGCAGUUGGAGAAAUUUCGAAAAGCCGCGGGAGGGAUGGAAUCGGACGGGCAAAGGGCAUCCUCGAACCCCUCGGCCGUGCUUACUGCGCUCAUGAGCAAGAGGGAAAAGCUCCAGGAUGAGCUCCGGGCAAUUGAGAGACAAGUCUAUGACCUAGAAACUACUUACUUACAAGAUUCAAAUCAGAAUGGAAGUGUGUUGAAAGGAUUUGAAGGAUUUUUGUCAUCAUCAAAGAGUACUGCAAACCUAAAGCGCUCCAGAAAGUUUCAGCCUGAAGACAGGCUCUUCUCCUUAUCGUCAAUUACCUCUCCAGCGGCUGAAGAAAAUGUUGCUGGUCGAGAUGAUGGAAGAUCCGAAUAUGGUCCAGGUCGAUCAAAGGGUGGAGGUUCUGCUAAUGGACAAGGAAAACCAAAGAAGGGCGGAAGAGUUGCUUUAAGAGAUGCUAAACGGCUUCGACCAUCGAGUGAACAAGAGAUGGACGACGAUGAAGAUCUCGACAUGAGUUUGAGAUGAUUAUUUAUAGAAUCACUAAGUGUUUUAUAGAUCAUGGAUUUUGUUAGCGUUGCUUGCUUCACUCACAGCUAAUAUGUAUUCCCUUGGAUGAAACACCAUGAACGACCCCCGUCUCAGACCAAAAGGUUUCAUCAAUUCAUCUCUCUAUGCCCCAAAAUAUUUGUUAUCUAUUUCAUUGGAGAUUGUUAUGUCUAAUGACAAUGUUUUAAAAAAUAUAUAUCAGAUUGUUGAUUGAAGUUUAA
Messenger RNA from Zingiber officinale, 862 nucleotides. Its product is annotated as chromatin modification-related protein MEAF6-like. The record is from RefSeq and is a predicted model, not a curated record. Gene Ontology annotation, cellular component: histone acetyltransferase complex. NCBI's taxonomy places the organism in Eukaryota, Viridiplantae, Streptophyta, Magnoliopsida, Zingiberales, Zingiberaceae. The transcript is spliced from 7 exons. The coding region runs from base 144 to 620 and encodes 158 amino acids.